UGCUGAAAUGGAGAAGGGGCGGAAGAGGGCGGCCAAAGGCUUGGCGCUUCUCCCUUGGGAGGACGAGGGCAGCCUCAGAGCCGGGCAGCUUGCAAAACUGCCGAAUAAGAGCGCAUGCAGUUACACGCGAUGUGGAGGAAGCGGCCAGGUUUAUGCACCGCUGUGAACUGUCAUGAACCACCCAGGAAGCUUCAAGCUGCUCAGCGGUACAGAAAUCAUCCCGAGAAGUUGAUUGGAGGGAGAUCCAGGAGAGAGAAAAGGAAGUACGCUUCUUCCCAUAAGGUGUACCUAAAGUAAGCAAUUUGCUGCCAGGAGAAGUACCCAUGGCUGCCAGUCUAAGGAACUGUGCAGGUCCGCAAAGGAGAAGGCCGCCCGUGGCUGCUCACCUUGAUGGCUCUAGGCUCCUCCCAGGGUCAGAGGCCAUGUGGCUAUGUGCUCGAGCUGCUGGGAGACACUUCCCACUUGGGACUUUGGGGCUGGGAGACUUGCAGCCGCAUAAUCCUUCCACCCAUCUCUGUGCAGUCAGGUCCACAUCUCUGUCGGUGUUAUACCCGUUGAAUUGUCAGUUUUCUCACCCGAAAUUCUGAGAUGCUCUUCCAGUUUGCCUAUGGAAGAAUUACAGUUCCUAGGAAAGGGGAAUAAAUGUGAAAGCUGGCUCCUUCUUCAGGGACUUGAGGACACCUUCCGUGAGACCCGCAAAAUCUUUUUCUCCACUCCAGACUAAAUAUAGACCCAGCUCUUUCAAGCAUUCCUCCCGUGACUUGGUUUCCAGACCACUCACCAUCCAGGUGGAGCACCUCUGUCAAUGUCUGAUAGACGGUGAGCCCAGAACUGCACUCUGUGCACCAUUUCCAGUCUGAGCAUCAAGAGUGUAUCUGAUCGCAUGUUCCUGUUUGCACGGUCCUAAUCCUGCGUUUGCUUUCAGCAGCAGCUGGUUGGGGUUCUGUUUGCAAAGGGAGAGCUCUUCCCCAGCCCAGCUUUUACCUGAGAGCUUUUACCUGAGAUCAUGCUUGACCCUUUCUCAAAUGCUCUCAAACUGCACCCUCCCAUCACCUCUCACUGUUGGCCGUGGUGGCUUGGGCUGAUGGGAAUUGCACUCUGCAUGCUCCCGUCCCCGACCUUCAGCAGUGAGAGCAUGUGCUUGAACACCAAGCUAUGGUCCUCGAAAGUGAAUCGAUUAGUUCCUCUCUCCAUCCCGUGGUCUUGCCAUUCAGGCUCGAGCACACAUGAUCCUUCUUGGCUUGAUCACAUGAUGGCCAGCCGCUCUUGAAAUAGGAGCCUCUCCCGCUGUCAUUACGAGCAUCUCCCUGCCCUCCAACCAAAGCUCGGCUUCACUGGGGCAAUGCAGAUCUCCGGGACUUCAGAACCUCGCCUGGUGACCUCCCUGCUGGGGACAGCUACCUUCUCCAGGAUAGAGACAUUUAGUGCUUCCCACAGGCUGGCCUGCAGGUCACUGAGUGAUGCAGAGAAUAAGAAGCUGUUUCAGCAAAGUAAUCAGAGGCAUGGGCACAAUUACAAAGUUGUGGUGUCGGUCCACGGAGAAAUUAAUCCCAUUUCUGGGAUGGUGAUAAACCUGACCGAUUUGAAGGCAUGCAUGAAGGAAGUAAUCACAAAGCCCCUUGACAAAAAGGACCUGGAUGAAGAUGUCCCGUAUUUUGCCAAUGUUGUAAGUACAACUGAGAACCUUGCCGUGUUUAUCUGGGAGAACCUGCAGAAGCACUUGCCGGUGAAAGCGCUGUAUAAAAUAAAACUCUACGACACGGAUGAGAGCAGUGUCGUCUACCGAGGGGAGUCGCCAGCCCCAUCGGCGUUCAUGGCAGGUGGCUCUGCACUCCUGAAUGAAGGCCUGUCUUAACAAAACCCGCUCACCAUCAGCCACAACCGCCCUGUCCCGUGCCCAGCCUGAGCAGCCUUCUGGAAACGGUGAAUGUGGGGAAGAUUCAGGGCUGCAUUCACACGGAAGACACUAUUUUCUGGCCUUGCUUUUCAAGACGGCAAGAGGCGCGUACAGCGGAGCUGGGUAAGGGACCGGUGGUGCAAGCCUGCUCGAAUGGAUAGGAAUUGGUCUCAUUUGCUGCUGCAGCUGCAGCAUCUUGUGCACAACUGGUCACCUGGCCUCCUGAGCUGUGUAAAAAUAGCCCCCGGGAAACCAAGCAAGGAAACAUUAACAAAAUCAUGUGCUUUGGUGUUGUUUUAUUUUAAGUCACAAAUGGCUGGCACGAGACAAGUAUAUCUUGGGCAGAGAGACAAUAAAAAAGGCAUAGGAAACCUU
Molecule: messenger RNA, 2272 nt
Organism: Varanus komodoensis (Komodo dragon)
Lineage: Eukaryota; Metazoa; Chordata; Lepidosauria; Squamata; Varanidae
Product: 6-pyruvoyl tetrahydrobiopterin synthase-like
Exons: 6
Coding region: 1343-1855 (170 amino acids)
Cellular component (GO): mitochondrion
Source: RefSeq, a predicted model, not a curated record